AUGAUCAAUAUACCCAGUACCCUCCUGACGGCCCCGCCCGGCUUCUCACUCUUUGUCGCCAUCGCCUUUCUGUCAGUGGUCGCCGUCGUCGCGUGGGAAGUGAUUAGUAUCCGUGGCCCGCGCACGCCCAAGGGACUCAGAAGACCACCACAGCCGCCGGGCGCGACUUUGCUCGGUGGCCAUGCUCAUCUCUGGGGUGCCCAAGUGGGCAACAACCCCAGUCAGAAUCCUCUCGUCAAGUGGGCCAGAGAGCAUGGCGAGAUCUACGAGAUCAGAACCGGUGUCGAGCGCUGGGUGAUUGUGAGCUCGCCGGAAGCCGUCAAGGAAAUAUUCGACAAGAAUGGCUCCGUGACUGGAAGUCGACCGGCGCUCCGAGUUCUGAACCUGCUCUCUGGUGGCUACCGGAUGCUGCUCAUGCCAUAUGGCAAACAGUGGCGCAAUAUUCGAGCCAUCGCGCACCGCUGCCUGAGCAUCAAGUCGGCCGACGCCAUGAAGCCGUCUUCCAGUCUCGAGUCACAUAGGUACCUGCUCGACGUCCUCCAGGACCCGGACAACUUCCUCAGCCAUGUCAAAAGGUACACGUCGAGUGUCAUCAUGUUUUCCAUCUACGGCCGACGCGUUCUCGAUCUCAAUGACCCUGUGCUGGGCGCCAUCUACGAUGAGCUCAGCCACUUCUCCGAGGCCGCGGGCCAGAUCCACAACGUCGACAAGUAUCCUGUGCUAGAGUACCUGCCGAGGGCUCUGCAGUGGUGGCGUCCAAAGUGGGAAGCGUACCACCAGAAGGAGGUCGAGCUCUGGAUGGGUCUGUGGAACGAUCUCAAAAAGCAGCUGAACGCCGGCGUUCGCACGGGCUGUUUCGCCGAAAAGUUCCAGGAAGAAGAUUACCUCGCUAUGGGCAUCUCUGAAGUCCAGGCCGCCUAUGUGGCGGGAAGCAUGAUUGAAGCAGGAAGUGACACAACGCAGUUGUCCAUGAACAGUAUGAUCCUGGCGAUGGUGGCCUAUCCGGAAGUUGUUCCCAAGGCACAGAAAGAACUCGACGCCGUAGUGGGAAAUCGUCUUCCCCAGUUUGAGGAUAUGUCGAAUCUGCCGUACAUUCGAGCAAUGGUCAAAGAAGUCCUCCGCUGGCGGAGUGUCAGUAACGACCACGUCCGUCACGUCACUUCGGGCGAUCUUGUUUACAAGGACUAUUUCAUUCCCAAAGGUACCUCGGUAGUCAUCAAUCACUGGGCUCUGCACUUCGAUCCAGAACUCUUCCCGGACCCGGAACGAUUUAACCCUGAUCGAUUCUACAACAGUCCAGUCAACGGCCUCACGGCAGGAGAAUGCAUCCACACCAACGACGUCAAGCUUCGAGAUCAUUGGUCUUUCGGCGCCGGACGACGCGUGUGCGCAGGCUACAAUCUGGCGGAAAAUUCGCUUCUCAUCUUGACGGCAAGGCUGCUAUGGGCGUUCGACGUCCUUCCUGCCGUGGACAAGGUUACCGGUCAGCCGGUCCAGUACGAUGUGUGGAAUUAUACCCCGACGAGGUUGUUUGGGCCGAAACCCUUUCCGGUUGCUUUCAGGGUUCGAAGCGAGGAGAAGGAGAAGAUCAUUCUUGCCGCGAGGGGCUAG
Exophiala spinifera is the source of this 1611-nucleotide messenger RNA. RefSeq lists its product as uncharacterized. Bases 1 to 1611 code for a protein of 536 amino acids. NCBI's taxonomy places the organism in Eukaryota, Fungi, Ascomycota, Eurotiomycetes, Chaetothyriales, Herpotrichiellaceae. The record is from RefSeq and is a predicted model, not a curated record. Gene Ontology annotation, molecular function: iron ion binding; monooxygenase activity; oxidoreductase activity, acting on paired donors, with incorporation or reduction of molecular oxygen. The transcript has 6 exons.